Phialemonium atrogriseum is the source of this 1014-nucleotide messenger RNA. RefSeq lists its product as uncharacterized. Gene Ontology annotation, cellular component: endoplasmic reticulum membrane. Bases 1 to 1014 code for a protein of 337 amino acids. Gene Ontology annotation, molecular function: metalloendopeptidase activity. Gene Ontology annotation, biological process: CAAX-box protein processing. The transcript is spliced from 3 exons. The record is from RefSeq and is a predicted model, not a curated record. NCBI's taxonomy places the organism in Eukaryota, Fungi, Ascomycota, Sordariomycetes, Cephalothecales, Cephalothecaceae.
AUGCCUUCAGUCAGGGGUUUCAUUGAGAAGAUCAACCCGUGGCACGAGGAGAUCGACCAUUUUGAGCUGAUCCUUUUUUUCCUCAUAGUCGAAUCACCCCCGCCGCCGCCAAUCACGACCGGGACGGCCGUGCUGUUACUCGGCCUCUAUGCGCUGAUCUAUGUUGUGCCCUUCUACGCCUCUAAGUUGACUCGGCCGUCGGCAAAUCUCUCUCGCGAUGCUCCCUCUGUCAUCAAGGGUCGCAUCCGGUCCGUGGCCAUCUCAUGCAUCCUCUGCUGUUUAUGCACCUACGUCAUUCUCAUCCAGGAGGCCCAUGUGGCCAUAUCGGAUGCCCUCCACCUGAUGGGUGUCUGGCCCGUUGCUCUAGUCGACUCCGCCAGAGCCAUUUUCCUCACUGUAGUCCUCUUCGCCGGGCCCUUGUUUAGCUACUUCCUUGUAGAUGGCGGGACGAGCGAGUGGUUGAAACUGGAACCACUGAAAGACCUCUGGGAAGAGUGGACCACAUGGCGCAACAUCAUCGCCGGCCCCAUCACAGAGGAGGUCCUCUUCCGCACCGCCUCCGUCCCGCUGAUGCUCAUCGCCCGCACCCCGAUCCGGCAGACCAUCUUCCUGUCGCCCGUCGUCUUCGGCCUGGCGCACUUCCACCACUUCUACGAGUUCCGCCUCACCAACCCGGCCGUGCCCCUCGCCGCCGCCCUGCUGCGCUCCCUCUUCCAGCUCGCCUUCACCACCCUCUUCGGCGCCUACGCCACCUUCGCCUACCUGCGCACCGGCUCCCUCCUCGCCGUCUGCGCAGUCCACUCCUUCUGCAACUGCAUGGGCCCGCCCCGCGUGUGGGGCCGCGUCGCGCCCGCCCCGACGGCCGCCCGCCGCGACGAAGAGCGCAGCACGGGCUGGACCGUGGCCUACUACCUGCUCCUCGUCUCGGGGGCCGUCUUGUGGUGGAAGAACCUGUGGGCGUGGACGGAGAGCGCGAAUGCGUUGGUGCCUACUUCAGCGUUUAGGGGUGCCUAG